UUGGUACUAGAGGAGAAGAGAGACCUAUCCUCUUACAGCCGCUGCCAGAUAUCUGAUCGCGUUUGCAUGGCGAACGGAAACCUGAUCGGCUAAAGAGUGCCGAAACCAGGAGGAGUGACUUACCAGGAAGCAUUAAAAAAAUGUCUUCUUCCUCAAACGAAGUCAUAGUUGCAAAUGAGAUCAAGAAGGAAAAUGUUAAGGCAGAUAAACGGGAGACCAUCAAGCUGCUAGCGCUGGAUACUGCGGAGUUGUCUAUGGAGCAUGCAACUUCAGCUGCAGAUACGGUCCACACUGAACUUCUCGUGAGCGCUACCUCCUCACUAGCCUUUUCCCCAGAGCAAGUUGCGUGUGUAUGCGAGGCUCUGCAGCAGGGAGGCAAUGUGGAUCGUCUGGCCAGGUUUUUAUGGUCCUUACCACAGAGUGACUUACUACGUGGCAACGAAAGCAUCCUCAAAGCCCAGGCUCUUGUGGCUUUCCACCAGGCUCGGUAUCAGGAGCUAUACAGUAUCCUAGAGAACCACAGCUUCAGCCCGUCAAACCAUUCUUCUCUACAGGACCUAUGGUACAAGGCACGGUACACCGAGGCAGAGAAGGCUCGGGGGAGACCCCUGGGCGCUGUGGAUAAAUACCGUCUGCGGAGGAAAUAUCCCCUUCCCCGGACUAUCUGGGACGGUGAAGAGACUGUGUACUGCUUCAAAGAGAGGUCUCGAAACGCACUGAAGGAUCUUUACAAGCAGAAUAGGUACCCCUCUCCCGCCGAGAAGAGAAACCUGGCUAAAAUCACCGGACUCUCCUUGACUCAAGUCAGCAACUGGUUUAAAAACAGGCGACAGAGGGAUAGGAAUCCUUCUGAAGCGCAGUCCAAGAGCGAAUCCGAUGGCAACCACAGCACAGAAGACGAGUCUAGCAAGGGCCAUGACGACCUCUCCCCGCGCCCCCUGUCCAACUCCUCGGACGGGAUCGCGGCCCACGGGGCCCUCCCCAUCACGGGCACCCUGGACAACAGUGUGGUCAUCCAGCAGAUCGGCGACAUCAAGAUGUCCUCCGCCUCCGGAGGCGGGGUGGUCUUCAACGGGAACCUGGUGACCACCAACCCUCCCACCAUCUUUCACAAUGGCAGCUCCUACAUCCAGGCACCCAGCAACAUCCUCUUCAACGGGCUCAACCUCGGUGCUCAGCCGCUAGCCUUCAACCCCUUACGCGCCUCUUCCGAAGGCCUGCUGGGCGGCUCCAACGAGAACACGUCGCUGCAGGCCGCCCAGGAGAAGGGGCUCAAUGGCCUGGCGGCAAACUCCCCCCUGUCCUACCCCUCCUUUGCCAGCAACGUGAAUGGCUCCGAGGUUAAGCUCGAGGGGGUUCAGACUCUUGCGUCCCAGAGCGGGGGCUCCUCCGUUCUCACCUUCUCCACCUCCACCGGGUCCCUGCAGCUGGGCAACUACAGCCUGGUGCAUGUGCCCAGCUCCGAAAGCAACGGGGUAUCGCUGCUCAACAGCAGCGUGGGCCUCCCCCCACUGCAGCUUCCCCCUGCCUCCUCACACGGUGGCGUGCCGUUGAGCAGCGUGGUGGUGAGCUCGCCGGGCGGCGGCGACUCCUACUCCCUCCAGCAGCAGCCUCAGGACAAGCUGGUCCUGGCCCCCCUGCAGCCCAGCACGGUGCUCUACACCAUGGCCAACGCCCAGCCCAUCGUCAAGCAGGAGCCCAUGGAGGCGGACGGCUACGCCUUCCCCCCGGGCCUGCACCUCGACCAGGGCGGCCAGCUCAGCUACGCGGCCUCCCCCUUGAACUCCGGCGGGGCCCUGCCCGUCAGCCAGGCCUCGGCUAUCUCCGCGGUGAGUUCGGCCAGCGCCGAGCCGGGACACUACACCACGCUCUCCGUCAGCUCCUCCCUGGGGGCCCAGACUGUGCAGACGCACCACCACCACUUGCUCCCGUCAGACUACAGUGACCAUAACGCCCUGGCCCAUCACGCUCACGCGCACUCGUCCGCGCCCAGCCUGAACGGCAACUUUCUGUCCAUCACGGAGGACAAGGCCGGGGCGGCGGGGAUGAGCGAGAUGGUGCGGGUGAUGUGCGGCGAGAUGGAGGCCGAGGAGAAGGAGCUGGCCAAGCUGCAGACCGUGCGAAUGGACGAGGACAUGAGCGACCUUUAACCUCUGCUCUCUCAUCUCUGUCCUUAGCAGCAAAGAGGCUGUUGGGCAUUUGUAAUUUUUUUUUAUUUUGAAUCUUUUUAUUUGAGUCCUUGAAGUGUUAACUUAUUUGCAAGUGUUCCAGUCAGUGAACAAAUCACACCUUGGAUGGUGCACUCUAACCAGUCAGACUAGCUCAACAAACUCCCACAACUGAAAAAAAAAACCUUUUCUGAGAAAGACAAUGGCUAAUUAUAAUAUUUUACAAUAUGGAAUAUUUAGUAGUCGCAUGUAUUUCAAGCAGACUCGAGUGUGCGUAAAGUCCCACUGUGUCGACACUUAGUGCAUCCUCUUUGGUCAGUCUGAUGAACUGGAGCAGGUGUUGAACGGCCUCUGUCGUGUGACCUAGACAUCCUCCGACCAAUCCCGUCACCAGGAUCUGACCACAGAGGCCACCCUGUAAGGAGAUGUAUGCCAUUGAAAAAGUGUACUACAUUAAGCCUGCUAUGGUGAACAGGAAAGACUGCACUGAAGCAGUUACCAUUCUUUGUAUGUAGCAAUGUGAUAAAUAUGCAAAACCCCAACAUCUCAAGGGUUAUACAGGCAGAAUCAGAAUGGCAGCAGUUCAUGUCAUGUCAUGGAUUCUUGCUAUCGAGACAGAAGCUGUUCAAACGAAUUGUAUAAAAAUGAAAUGUGCCUUUCUGCCGACAGAGAAAAUGUCAGAAUCUGUGGAACCCUGUCCCUGACUUGCACUAUAUCUGCCUUUGAGCGGAAGAAUGUAAUAAAACCAGAUGUUGUGAACUAAAAAAAAAAAACAUCCGCAACAGCAGCGCUCUCAAUGCAACCUGUGGUACGUUUCCGCUGUAGAGGGAAAAAAAGUCACUCCAGAAUAUUAUGCAGCUACAGAUAAGAGGAAAGAGUAAGUUAGCGUCUCUCCAUCCCAGCUGUCUGAUGGCAGCUGUGCUGCAUCCUUCACUGCAAUAUGUCCAGUCCGUUGAGUCCCAUCUUUCAUUACAAAGAGUCUGUGUGAAUUAUCAUUAUUAUUAUUAUUAUUAUUAUUAUUAUUAUUAUUAUUACUAUUUUGUACCAAGUCUGAGGCAAGCACAUAUGUAAAUACAUGUUUUUCUUUCGUUAGAGAGGUACUGAGACGAGCGCGAUGAUGCGAUUUUCUUCUUCUCUUCUUUUAUGGGCCAGAGGAGCAGCACAGCCCCGGUCCUCUGUACGUAGGCACAGUGUCUGUUAUCAUGUGUUCUGUCCUGGGAAGGGCCUCUCUUCUUCUGUUGUUCUUUUGCAUGGUGAGUGUAGUCCGUGACAUCAGUAUGUCCUGCGUACAUGUGCCUUCUGUCGUUUUUUGUUGUGUUCUGAAUAACGUACACUUCUGGGUGUGGCUAGUAACCUCUCAGCUGUACUGUUUUGGUGAUGGUGCAUUAUUAGGCAUGUGACACGUCCAACAUGCUUAAUCUUCUCAUACCAAAGAUGAGCUGGGUGCGUACGGUAAUACUAGGACUUUUGAGCUUGAACUGUCUGUUUAUAUUCUGAAAUGAUGUGAACUUAUUUUUCUAAAUCUCCAUACCCCCAUUAAAACUUUAUAUUUAUACAUACAGAAAACAACGGUCCUGUGCUUCAUGUGCUUUUGUCACUCACCGUUUGUAGCAUUUUCUAGAAACAAUUCAGUCCAAGACUCUUAACUUUUUAGUUUUUACUCAUUGUGUUUUUCUUUUUUAAAGAAACCAUUCAUGGCUCAGAGUUUCACUACUGCCGUUAGUGCUUUCAUUUACGUCCAGCAGUUGUGCUUGGAAUCUUUGAUAAGCCACUGAUGGAUAUGAAAUAUCUGCUCAGGAAACUCACUCCUCCUCUGCACUCAGAAGGCUUUAAGACCAGAGCUCCAGGAAGAUAGGUUUAACAUGCGCGCACUGAUCCACCAAGCCAGCGCUGCAAUCUAGAAUUUGCUGUGAUCAUUCGCACAUGCCUGGCAACCUGGAGUUCAUUAGCCCCCAUUCACGUUUCAGCCAGUAAUUCAAAUAAACAGCAAUGAGAUUUCCAGAGGUACUGUACUGGGGGUCUGCCCGUGGGCCUCCCUGCGCCACAAUAAUACUCC
This is a messenger RNA of Conger conger (European conger), 4224 nucleotides long. RefSeq names its product SIX homeobox 4a (gene six4a). The record is from RefSeq and is a predicted model, not a curated record. Gene Ontology annotation, cellular component: nucleus; transcription regulator complex. The transcript has 3 exons. Gene Ontology annotation, molecular function: DNA-binding transcription factor activity, RNA polymerase II-specific; RNA polymerase II cis-regulatory region sequence-specific DNA binding. Lineage: Eukaryota; Metazoa; Chordata; Actinopteri; Anguilliformes; Congridae. Gene Ontology annotation, biological process: regulation of transcription by RNA polymerase II. Bases 141 to 2150 code for a protein of 669 amino acids.